This is a messenger RNA of Cokeromyces recurvatus, 935 nucleotides long. RefSeq names its product eukaryotic translation initiation factor 3 subunit J. The record is from RefSeq and is a predicted model, not a curated record. Gene Ontology annotation, molecular function: translation initiation factor activity. The coding region runs from base 152 to 883 and encodes 243 amino acids. NCBI's taxonomy places the organism in Eukaryota, Fungi, Mucoromycota, Mucoromycetes, Mucorales, Mucoraceae. The transcript has 3 exons. Gene Ontology annotation, cellular component: eukaryotic translation initiation factor 3 complex; cytoplasm.
AAGUCAACUAUUUGGCGAAAUGAACUUUUCAACAAUUUUUUUUUAACAUUUAGAAAAAAAAAAAAAAAAUGAGUGAUUGGGGUAAUUACUAAUUGUGUAAAACUAAUAAAAGAGAGAGAGAAAAAAAAAAGCAAGUGCUGAUUAUUAAUGCAUGCAUGUUGUUCAUUCAAUUAAAUUUACAGAGGACGAAAUUGAUGUUGAUAUUGAAGUUGCUAUUCCUAAAAAGAAUAAAUGGGACGACGAAGAUGUUGAAGAAGAAGUAAAGGAUUCUUGGGAAGAAUUUGAUGUAGAUGACGAAAAGAAGGAAGAAGCUAAAAAGCCUUCACCUGUCAUCAAAAAAAAGGUUCCCUUAAAACAAAAGAUCGCUGAAAAAAAAGCAGCAGAAGAACAAAAACGAAAGGAAUUAGAGGCUAAAAAGUUAGCUGCUCAAGAAGAGCCCGAAGAAAGUGAAUAUGAACGUAUACAACGUUUACGUCGCUUAGAAUUAGAAGCUGAUAUGGCAAGUGCAACGGAACUUUUCUCUGGCGUUUCGAUUGAUGACAUGAAGGAUAAACCCUUGGAAGAAUGUAAGCCAAAGAAUCGUGUUGAAUUUGAUGCUUAUCGUAAACGUUUAGUUGACCUUAUUACUGCUUCAUCUAAAUCUAUUAAUUAUGGAUGGUUUAUUGAUGAAUUAUUGCAUGAUAUCGCUGUGCCUUUGGAACAUGCUGAAGUAAAGAAGAUUUCUUCAUCUUUAACUACAAUUGCUAAUGAAAAGCAAAGAGCUGCUAAAGAAGCAACCAAAAAGACAAAAGGUAAAUCUAGACCUCAAUUGGCUGCUGCAGGUAAAAAUGCUGCCGCAGAUGACAAAUACGUUGAUGAUUUUGAUGAUUAUGAUUUUAUGUAAAAAUAUUAUAAAUAAAAUAAUUAUUACUAUAAUAUAUAAACUUUGUUAAAAC